AUGGACACUGCAUCUGUCCUGGACAGCCGGGCACGAGACAAGGCUGCACGCAUUGGACAGGCCUGUCUAAGAUGUCAGUCGAAGAAGAUCAAGUGUGAUGGGAAACAACCAUCAUGUACUCCAUGCACUAAUCGCAGUCAUGAUUGCCAGUAUCAGCAGGUGCAAAGGCGGCGUGGCCCCGGCCGAAGGUACGUUGCAGCGUUGCUUCGAAAUUUAAUAUUCGCAUACCUCAAGUAA
Molecule: messenger RNA, 237 nt
Organism: Colletotrichum gloeosporioides
Lineage: Eukaryota; Fungi; Ascomycota; Sordariomycetes; Glomerellales; Glomerellaceae
Product: Transcriptional activator protein acu-15
Exons: 2
Coding region: 1-237 (78 amino acids)
Biological process (GO): regulation of DNA-templated transcription
Cellular component (GO): nucleus
Molecular function (GO): zinc ion binding; DNA-binding transcription factor activity, RNA polymerase II-specific
Source: RefSeq, a predicted model, not a curated record